Molecule: messenger RNA, 576 nt
Organism: Rotaria socialis
Lineage: Eukaryota; Metazoa; Rotifera; Eurotatoria; Philodinida; Philodinidae
Source: the annotation of a GenBank genome assembly
AUGAAAGUUUAUGUUGCUGCACCGGGUCAACAUAAUUGGCCAUCUAUACCAGACGAUGUACAAGAUCGUCUUCUGGAGCUUCUCAAGGAAUAUUUGAACGAAGAAAAACUUGGAAUACCAUUAAAACGUACAAGAAAAAUAUCGAAAGAUCUUGUUAAACAUCCAAUAAAACAACAUCUAGCCAUUGGUUUACGUUCUGUGAUGCGUUGUCUAAAACAAAAGCAAUGUUUAUUAGUUCUUGUUUGUACAUCAUUAGCACCAAUUAUAUUAACUAAACCAAUUUUGCUUCUUUCACAAAUACAUUCAAUACCAUCGAUUCGCAUAAAAAAUCUAGCAACAACAUUAACAAAAACAUUUUCUAUACCACAAUGUUCAACAAUAGGUUUUAAAUUAUCAUGCCACGAGCAUAGUCAAUUGAAAGAUCUUGUUGAUAAUCUUCUUCAAAUAAUAAAUGGUGAUGAUAAACAACCAUCAUCAGUAACAUUUAUUCCAGGAAAAAUAAUUCCACCUUAUCAAAAUCCGAAACGUAUUUCAGCCGGAAUAGAAAAAAAGAAAAAUAAACCAAAGAAGAAAUGA